This is a messenger RNA of Harpia harpyja (harpy eagle), 5291 nucleotides long. RefSeq names its product crystallin zeta (gene CRYZ). Gene Ontology annotation, cellular component: cytosol. Gene Ontology annotation, molecular function: NADPH binding; mRNA 3'-UTR binding; quinone reductase (NADPH) activity. Bases 249 to 1238 code for a protein of 329 amino acids. Lineage: Eukaryota; Metazoa; Chordata; Aves; Accipitriformes; Accipitridae. The record is from RefSeq and is a predicted model, not a curated record. The transcript is spliced from 9 exons.
CUAGGCCAGGCCCCUCUCAUCCGGGUGUGCCCCUGCUUGCGACGGAGGAGCGGGCUCCGCUGCCCGACCGCCCCCGGGGCCUGGGCUCCCGGCGGCCGCUCUGAGGCGGGGGUGGCCUCAGAGCAGUCGGGGCCGCCGCGCCCGCCCUCCCCUCCGCUCCCCUCGGCUGCCGGGGCACCCGCAGAAGUUAGUAGUGUAUAUCCGUGUGACUGAUGCUCCUCCUGACGUGAAUAGAUAUUCCGAUCGCUAUGGCGGCCACAAGAAAUGUGAUGAGAGCUGUCAGAGUUUUUGAAUUUGGUGACCCUGAAGUGCUUAAACUGCAGUCAGAUGUUUUAAUUCCUGUUCCAAAAGAAAAUCAGGUGUUAAUUCAAGUCCAUGCCUGUGGGGUAAAUCCUGUCGAGACAUAUAUUCGUUCUGGAAAUUAUGCUAGAAAACCGGCUUUACCCUAUACUCCUGGCUCAGAUGUGGCUGGUGUAAUAGAAGGUGUUGGGGAACAUGUGACUGCAUUCAAGAAAGGUGACAGGGUUUUUACCACUGGUACAAUCUCUGGAGGAUAUGCAGAUUAUGCAGUUGCUGCAGCUAAUAGAGUCUUUCCUUUGUCGGAUAAACUGGACUUCAGGCAAGGAGCAGCGAUUGGAAUACCCUACUUCACUGCUUAUCGUGCUCUUUUCCAAAAAGGGCGUGCCAAAGCAGGGGAAAGUGUGCUAGUGCAUGGUGCGAGUGGAGGAGUGGGAAUAGCAACAUGUCAGAUUGCCAGAGCUUGUGGUUUGAAGGUUUUGGGUACAGCAGGAACCGAGGAAGGCAAGAACAUAGUUCUGAGAAAUGGCGCCCACCAAGCAUUUAAUCACAGAGAAGCUAAUUACAUUGAUAAAAUUAAGGAACACACAGGGAUGGAAGGAGUUGAUAUAAUAAUAGAAAUGCUCUCUAACGUCAAUCUUGCUACUGACUUGCAACUGCUGUCCUAUGGAGGAAGGGUGAUGGUUGUGGGCUCUAGAGGUCCUAUUGAGAUAAAUCCAAGAGACACUAUGAGUAAAGAAUCUAGCAUAAUUGGAGUUAGUCUGUUUCUUGAAACUGAGGAGGAGAGGCAUGAAUGUGCAACAGCACUCCUUGAUGGCAUAGAAGCUGGUUGGCUGAAACCAAUUGUGGGCUCUGAAUAUCCACUGGAGAAAGUAGUUAAGGCUCAUGAAGAUAUUAUUCAUAGCAGUGGUGCUCGAGGAAAGAUGGUGCUCCUUCCAUAAAGUCUUUUUCCAUUUAUUUUGUAGCUGUUCUUAACGGUACCUUUGCUUACAUGAUUCAUUGGAUGUAAAACAUACUCUUGAUCAGGUUUGACAGUAACAGCAAAUGCUAACUUACAUUAAUGAAUUAACAAUCUAUUUUCCUUUUGUAAUAAGCAGAGUUGCAUAUACUUCAAAGUAAUUUUUGUAGCUUUUUUGGCUGAUGUGGAAAUAAUAAAUUUUCUCAGCUGGUGUGGCCUUGUGAUGCAGGGGAAACUAAUAUCUAAGAUAGAAUUUGAUAUCAUCCUCUAUGUGAAGUUAUAGUGAGGCCACUGUAGGUAGUGCAAAAUGAAGCCUGCUUUUUCAGCAGAUACACAAAUGUAUAUAACUAACUAUAUGCAUAUAACUAGGACUCUCAAUUCUUUAGCCACAAAAUUUGUCUUAUUCAUCUUUUGUCAGGUAAUUUACUUGGAAUAAAAGCUUUUACUGCCAAAAUAGUUCACUUUCCAGAUCAAAAGAUGGCCAAAGAAUCUCUAAAAUGUGAACUGUUAGGAAGCAGAGGCAGUUUGAUUUUUCUACGCCUGACUUAGUAUGUGAGGUGAAAGUGUCUCAGUUAAUCCAAAGGGACCAUAACUCUGAUGCUGCAUGCUAAUACUUGCUACUUGGCAACUGAUCAUAUUGGCAGAAGCAGCUGAUUCCUUGAUGGUAAAUGGCUGGGUAGCGAGGAUUUAAAUUCUUCCUGUGAUCUUUAUUAAAUUUAAAGUCACCUGAAUCCCUGGCUACAAUGAGGAGAAAAGAGAGGCUGCACUGCUUUCAUGGGUACUGAGAAUUCAUGUUAUUUCAUAAAUGAAUGUGUAUACAUUGUUGACUUGUUCCACAUACAAUCCAAUUAAGGAAGGACAAUUUCUUUGAUACGUUGACAGUUUUUACACUCAAAAUACUGUUUGGUAUUACAGGCACUUCCUUUUAAUGAUAUAAUUCUCUAAUGAGCAGUGAAGUCAUCACUUGCAGAAGAGUUUUCUCAACUUUGAAGAUGAACUUUUCUGUUCCUUUGAGGAAAAGUGAGUCCUUACUAAACAAACUUUUUAGAAGUAUUUUUGUCUGUGAAGGUUACUUGCUUUUUAACAUUUGGUCUGCAUUCAUGUGGUGUCAUGCUAUCAUAAAUCAGCACACACUCUCUGAAUCCAUGUAUAGUUUCCUCAGGGUGGUAGCUUCAUCACACUAGCAUUUUCUAAAUUGUGAUUUUUUUUCUGAACAGGCAUUCAUUUCUACUGAUGUUUUGCUUAAUCUAAACUAAGAAAAUAAUUGGCAAAAUCUUUUGAAAUGUCUGGAUUUCUCCUCUAUGAUUGUGAUCCCUUCUUAAAAUACUAAGGUAAGAGAGGGCCCCACAAUAUGUCUCUUUAUAAGCCUCUCGAUCAGAUCUUAACGUUUUGUUUUAGUGCUUAAUCGACCACGACUGUUCUGUGUGUGGUUGGGAGAAACCAAAUCUUGACACACUACUUGUCUCUAGAGCCUGAAACUGGUUAGUUAUUUUACCUGUGUGUCCUCUAGGAACAACUGGCUCCUUUCAGAAAAUUGGACACUGUUUGUGUUGAAAUCUGGCUCGCAUUCUAGUGUCUUCAUUGUGCUUGGCAGACAUGUUUAAAACAAAACAAAAACUUAUGCCUGAUCUCUGGUUUUGCACCUUUUUUUUUUUUUUAAAUUAGAGUAGUUGGAAUUGAAAUAUUUUCCAAGCCUGUAGACAUGUUAGCAUAUAAAUACUAGGUGUACUAAAAAAAGUGGUAGAAAAUUGUCGACUUAUUUACACAGAAGAUGUUGCAGGUGAUAGCCUCUGUCACCUGUAAGAUCCUCCUUCUUGCCAAGUGACUUACCCUUGGAGGAGACCAGGAAUAGUUGGAUCAUUACAACUGAUGCACUGCCAGCUUGUUUAAAAUCUGUCUUAGAAAAUAUCCAGUCUUUCUGCUUGAUUUUUCUCUUGUGCAUAGUUAUGUAAAGAGAUGCAAAAUACUUGCUUGGAAAUAAGAUAAUAUAGCUUUACUUCCUCCCGCUCUCCCAAGUGCAGUCUCAAUAGACCUGGAAGCGGGUCCUGGGCUUCAUGUGGUCUUCUCCAACAGCCACGUUUCUUGUGCUAUCACUCCUAAAUGGGUGAAAAUAUUUUGGCACUUUGUUAAUGGAAAGUGGAUGAUUCAUGGUAAGUGCCUGGAAAUCAAGAGAGAAUUUUCUUUAGAGCUCUAGCAAAAAGACUUAUUUUUGUGUCAUUGUAGUUGAUAUGGAUAACAAUAGUUGAAGUAUCAUGGAAUCGUAGAAUGGUUUGUGUUGGAAGGGAUCUUUGAAGAUCAUCUAGUCCAACUCGCCUUUCACAGGCAGGGACAUUUUUCACCAGAGCUGGUUGCUCUAAGCCACAUCCAGCCUGACCUUGAACACUUCCAGGAAUGGGGCAUCCACAACUUCUCUGGGCAACCUGUUCCAGUGUCUCAGCACCCUCAUCAUAAAAAAUUUCUUCCUUACGUCGAACCUAAAUCUACUCUCUUUCAGUUUAAAACCAUUGCCCCUUGUCCUGUCAAUACAGACCUUGGUAAAAAGUCUUUCUCCACCUUUCUUAUAAGCCCCCUUUAAGUAUUGAAAGGCCGUAGUAAGGUCUCCCUGGAGCCUUCUCUUCUCCAGGCUGAACAACCCCAACUCUCAGCCUGUCCUCAUGGGAGAGGUGAUUGUUGAGUACAUCAGCCUUCUCCGUGUUGGUUGUCACUAGCUCUCCUGUCUUACUUACUGGAGGUGGUGCAUUUUCUUUAAUCUUCCUUUUCUGGCCAAGAGGCUUAUUAUUCUUUGCAUGCCUCGUCAAAUUCAGCUCCAACUGUGCUUUAGCUUUCCUAAUCCCAUCCCUACACAUCUGGGCAGCGUCCUUGUAUUCUUCCCAGGAUGCCCAUGGAAGUAUGUGUGCUCAUGCUACUUCAAAUCUAGCUAGCAGAGUUAAUGAGACUGUUGGGAACUGUUCUUUGCCCAGUUGCAUGUUGUUAUUUUCUAAUUUGAGAGAAUGUGAGAUAAAUAAUGAACAUUGAUAUUUUUCUAAAUAACUGAGUAUAGAUACUAAUCUUUUUCAUAUUGUACAAUUUAAUUCUAAUGCUCACGCUCACUUUUGGGUUAGCAAUCAAUGAUAGGGAAGACUGGUGUCAGACCUGUUUGUGGCAUCUGUCCUUCAGUUACACCUAGAUUAAUGUUUUCUUUUUAUUAAAGGCACUGGUAAGGUCUCAUUGGGUAGUAGUUUCAUCAUUUCUGUAGGCUGGGAACUGAGGCUCAGGUCCAAGACAGGUAACAUCCUGGAGACAAAUAUUGUUGUGCAAAUUGUAGUGGGUUGGGGGAGGAAAUUAGAAUGGUUUUCAAGAAUAUGAACUUGUGAGCAAUAACUAGGCACAUAUCACAAAAAAGGAAAGAUGAUCUUUACAGUGAAGCUUAUGAAACCAAUUCAAUGAAUACUGAUGAUAAAACAGCAAGGUCUUAGUGUCAAAUAGGGAAGGAAUGUUUUUCUAACGCAAGGUUAAGUAAUGUAAGGAAGACUUUGUCCAGCACCAAGUUGGUCCCUGUGGAAGUGCAUCUCCUGUGUUUUAAAUUAACUCUUUGGUAGAUAGGAGACCCCUCAAAGUUCAAGAUUCGGGUUUGCAAUGUCAGGUUUUUUCAGGUAUGGAAAGGUCUCUUUUAAUGCCAUGUUAAUUUUAUUUGGGACUGCUACUCAAGUGAUAAUUUAAACUUACAAGUGAAUAAUUUUUUUAACAUACCAUAAACAGAUACACGUCUCUACAAAGAUAUACAUACUUUUUCCAACAAUAUUAAUUCAGUAGGAUUUAAGUAAGUAUUUGUAUUUCUGGUGGGGGUGGAUGAUGUUAAGAUAUUAUAGCUGUAAGCCUCGUUAUUAAACGCAGGACUAAAGGAAUAUGCUGGAUCACUGACUUAAGCCCUCAUUUCUUUCAAGCAGUUUGUCAUAUAAUUGGUUUUGUGAACUUCUUGAGCUCCAUCUUCUAAAGUGGGUAGACCACAGUACUGUUUCUUCUGUGCAAAUAUAAGUGUGAGGUUGUUUUGCUAUUA